Molecule: messenger RNA, 1119 nt
Organism: Pogoniulus pusillus (Red-fronted tinkerbird)
Lineage: Eukaryota; Metazoa; Chordata; Aves; Piciformes; Lybiidae
Exons: 2
Coding region: 26-664 (212 amino acids)
Source: RefSeq, a predicted model, not a curated record
GCACUCAGCUGCUCCAGAAAUAGAGAUGAAGCACUCCGCUGCUCCUGAGAUGGAGAUGAAGCACUCAGCUGCUCCAGAAAUGGAGAUGGAGAUGAAGCACUCAGCUGCUCCAGAGAUGGACUUGGAGUACUCAGCUGCUCCAGAAAUAGAGAUGGAGAUGAAGCACUCAGCUGCUCCAGAAAUGGAGAUGGAGAUGAAGCACUCAGCUGCUCCAGAGAUGGACUUGGAGCACUCAGCUGCUCCAGAAAUAGAGAUGGAGAUGAAGCACUCAGCUGCUCCUGAGAUGGAGAUGAAGCACUCAGCUGCUCCAGAGAUGGAGGUGGAGCAGCCAUCUGAUCCAGAAGUAGACGUGGAGCAGUCCUCUGCCCCAGAGAUGGAGAUGGAGCAGACACCUCUGGCACAGCUUGGCACAGCCCUAGGCUGCAGCUUAGCUCUGAUUGUCACAGCUCAGUCCCUCGUGGCAGAGGCAGUGCAGGAGGCAUCGUCUGAGGUACUCUGGGAGAACCUGAGGAUGAUGGAGAGGCAGCCCCCAGCUACCACCAGCCAGCCCCCAGCUCGACGCCGCUCUGGGGCAGGCAUCCUGCGGCGGCUGAGCAAGGGCCUGCGCAGGGCACACAGGGCCUUGCUGUGUGCCUUCUGCAUGGCCCGGGCACAGCAGAACUAGCUGGCCCCUGGCCCAGGGUCUCUUCCAGCAAAAGGCAGAAAGAAGACUGCAAGAUUCAGAGGAACAGGAGGAGCCCAGGACCUCGAGACCAGGGGGACAUUGUUGGGGCCAAGGAGAUGUUGUUGGACGAGAGAGACGUCGUCAGGACCUCUUCCCCUUUCCUCUCUUCCCCUUUCCUCUCUUCCCCUUUCCUCUCUUCCCUUUUCCCCUUUCCUCUCUUCCCUUUUCCCCUUUCCUCUCUUCCCUUUUCCCCUCUUCCCUUUCCCCCUUUCCUCUCUUCCCUUUUCCCCUUUCCUCUCUUCCCUUUUCCCCUUUCCUCUCUUCCCUUUUCCCCUUUCCUCUCUUCCCUUUUCCCCUCUUCCCUUUUCCCCUUUCCUCUCUUCCCUUUCCCCCUUUCCCUUCUGCUCCCUGUUUGUGAGAGUUAAAGAAUAGUUUGACUGUUGGCUGAGUUCAAA